Molecule: messenger RNA, 826 nt
Organism: Cyprinus carpio (common carp)
Lineage: Eukaryota; Metazoa; Chordata; Actinopteri; Cypriniformes; Cyprinidae
Product: transmembrane protein 272-like
Source: RefSeq, a predicted model, not a curated record
AAAUAGUGAGAGCACAACCUAUGAAGAAUCAUUUCAGACUGUUUCUGAUCCCGUAAAGACUUUCCAGGACCAGAACUACAGGCACCAUGGAUCCAAAGCAAAUGUGGAAUUAUGUGAGCUCUCCUCCAAAAACUAGUAUAACUUGCCUUGUUAUUACAAAACUGCUAUGCCUGGCUCUUCCCAUCGCUCAGAUUGCAAUAGGUGCAGUCUAUCUGCAAGACUGUCCCCAGCAGCACUAUAUCCCAGUGUAUGUGCUGGUUUGUGGAGUGUUUGGUGUAUUUCUGGCCUUGCUGUCUUGUCUGCCCUGCGCUAGAGAGACAGAGGAGGGAGGUCAAACCACGCUCGGCCAUUUCUGCAAUGUGUGGAAUGCUCUAGUUUCUACCUUCUUGUUCUGCUGGAUGAUUAGUGGCAGUGUGUGGAUUUAUUCUAUUUAUCCUCCUAACUACAACCAAACCCUGGCUGGAGAUCCCUACUGCAAUAAGACCCUCUACCUGUUUGCAUUCUGGACCACCACGCUGGCAUACAUUCUUUUAGGUGUGGCCCUGUUCAUAGGGUGCUGUUUUUGUAUCUGUGCUUGCAUUUGUGGAUUAGCAAAGGACUAGAAAAACUCUGUGGGUAAUCUUAAUGGAUCUUGAUGACAGGAGUUUGUGUGAUAAAUUCAAUUGAAUUUUUUGUAGAAAUAAUGUGUUUAAAACUAAUGUUUAAUUGUCUUUAAAUUUGAUUUGAUUUUGGUAGCAUUUUAAGCAUUGAAAGUGAUAAAUGGGUGAGAAUCGAUGUCAUUGCUUUUGCUUACAAUGAAAAUUAAAUCUUCUUAAUAUUACCUUAA